This is a messenger RNA of Quercus robur (English oak), 553 nucleotides long. RefSeq names its product 18.1 kDa class I heat shock protein-like. Bases 26 to 478 code for a protein of 150 amino acids. The transcript has a single exon. NCBI's taxonomy places the organism in Eukaryota, Viridiplantae, Streptophyta, Magnoliopsida, Fagales, Fagaceae. The record is from RefSeq and is a predicted model, not a curated record. Gene Ontology annotation, biological process: protein complex oligomerization; response to hydrogen peroxide; response to heat.
UAUCACUAUCACAUUCACAAAAAAAAUGUGGCCGAUUCCACAAUUCCUCAACCGCCGAUCCAACGUCUUCGACCCAUUCUCAGAGCUCGACAUGCCACAAUUCUCUCACUCCAUAUUCCCCUCCGAAACGUCUUCGUUCACCGCAGCUAAAGUGGACUGGAGGGAGACCCAGAAUGCGCACGUGUUCAAAGCCGACGUGCCUGGGCUGAAGAAAGAGGAAGUGAAGGUGGAGAUCGAGGAAGGUCGAGUUCUCCAGAUAAGUGGGGAGAGGAGUCAAGAGCAGGAAGAGAAGAGUGACACUGACACAUGGCACCAAAUGGAGCGGAGUAGAGGAAGGUUUUUGAGGAGGUUUACGCUGCCGGAGAACGCUAAGGUCGAGGAGGUUAAGGCUGCUAUGGAGAAUGGUGUGCUUACUGUCACUGUGCCCAAAGAGGAAGUCAAGAAGCCUGAUGUUAGGGCCAUUCAGAUUUCUGGUUAGGAAUUUUUAGGAUUCUCUCUGUCUAGCUCUUUGUCACUGCUGUGUUUUUUUUUUUUUUUUUGAAGGUCUGAUUGA